Messenger RNA from Alternaria postmessia, 7152 nucleotides. RefSeq lists its product as uncharacterized. Bases 1 to 7152 code for a protein of 2383 amino acids. The record is from RefSeq and is a predicted model, not a curated record. Lineage: Eukaryota; Fungi; Ascomycota; Dothideomycetes; Pleosporales; Pleosporaceae. The transcript has 2 exons.
AUGUCGACCCUUAGGCUCGCAACAGCUGCUAACAUACGCGCUUUCCAAAUUUUGACCGAUGCUCUUAGUGCAAGCGACAGUAAGUCUACGGAAGAAGUAGACGGCGAUGUGCUCGAGGACGAGAUCGGAAGGUUCAGAGUAUGGGCUGGUAAUCUGGGUGCGCUGCAGAAAGGUCACAGCUCGCUAGACUACAGGCUACGCGACUCCCCGAAUCUGCUUAGCAGUGCACUCAAGCUUCUGAAUGAGCUCAAGCACAACCUCAAUGAGACCUUCGCAGUCAUAUCCGGAGCUCGUCUACCUUUCGAGGCGCAAACAUCGACGGAAGAAGUUGAGGAAGAUGAAAACGACGAUGGGUUCUUCAGCGAAGAAGACGACAGUGAUAGUGAUGGACCUAGGAGCGAGUUGAAGAUGAGGUUUGAGGAGGUGGUUGACAUCAUCGACAAUCUCUACAAGCUUAGCGUACGCAUCAGAACGCCUAGCAUACACUCAAGAUCACUUAAAGCUUCCUCUUAUAUGCCAAAAGAUCCAGAGACCGGAGUGGAUAUCCUUGAUGCUUAUGCUGAGUUGGACAGAAAGCAUGUUCAGGAGCUACUCCUGCAAUUACGAAAACAGCAUCCUUCGGGGGCUCAAGAAGAACAAGCCUCUCUGGUUGAGAGGCUAAGCUCCUCUAUCACGCUACGUAGGCGGCACUUCAAGUACUGGAAGCGACAUCGUGACAAACUUGGCGCUUCCGCAAUUCCUGAAGAGGCACCGGAGCCUGUCGUACCUGCUUCACGUGAGGCACCUAACACAACCCGUAAUGACAACCUCGAAGCCUUUCCAACAACCCCGAUGAUCACCACCUCGAGACCGACGCCAAGCCAGAAGACCGGCAAGACUCUCUUGUCAGGCACGGAAGCGACACACCAUCAUCAGUCUCUAGAUGACAUAGUGGAUACCAAGUCGGUGACAAGCUACGCUGUGACAGUGAGGGAUCUGCACGGGAAAGGCAUUGAAUUACCGCCUCCGCCCAAAGCUGCCAGCGGCGACAAAGACUUCGAGUGUCCAUAUUGUUGGAUCGUUUGCCCUGCAAGAUAUGGCAAAGGACGAGCUUGGAAGACGCAUCUGCUACAAGAUCUGCAGCCAUAUAUCUGUACAUACCAGGACUGCGAGAGCUCUCAACAGCUCUUCCGUAGUCGCCGGGAGUGGGCCGAACACGAAGCGACUCAUCGUAAACUGUGGCGAUGUCCAGAACACGCAGCGGCCUUGUUUAGCUCUGUUUCUGGUCUUGAGAACCAUCUUCGACAAGACCAUAAUGGCAACUUCCCUGAAGAUCAGAUAACAGUCAUCGCCAAAAUCGGGGAGACGACAGCGAUGGAUACACGCACCAAGUGUCCGAUCUGUUAUGUACCCACAGAUACUGCCGGUCUAGAUGAUUUACAGAGCCACAUCGCAAACCAUCUGGAACGCUUCGCUACCUUCGCACUGCCUCACGGGAGGGAAGACGACGCGGACGGGGCAAGCAGCGUCGCAAGCCGUGGGACUUCCAACUCUCAGUCUCUGCCCGACUCAGUCCGCACAGACACAAGCACAGACAAAAUCGAGCUAGAAGAUAUAAAAUUGGAGAAUUCUUCUGAGGUCCGUCAUGUAAACGAGCCUGGUCAGAGUUUACUGUCCGCAGAGAGAUUGCAGCAACUUCCCGACGAGAGUCAUAAUCGGUUAGCGAUGAUCGCAAGCCAAUCGAAUGAUCUGGAGGAUUCGGAAGAUGAGCAAUCUGAUGAUCAGCAGGUUGACGAAGACGUAUCGCUUUCACACAAGAAACACCUAGACCAUGUGGAAGCAUUCAGACAACAUGUCCUGACCCUUCCAGGGGCCUUGUCCGUUCGAUUCUAUCGACGCUAUGGUUCCUGGCGUGGCUCGAUAACUUUCGCUGAUGAUUGGGUUGGUGAGGAGGCGCUGAAGGUCUUCGAUACUCAGCGUUUCCCCAACAUGGAUUUCAAACCCAAAAAGGACACGACCAAGUGGAAUUUCACCAGGAUCAACCCACCAAAUAAAAAAGAGCAUACAUUGAAUCGCCAGUCAACGGCGGAUACACAGGCUACCGAAGAUGCUGAGACAUUUUCAACUGGAUCUGAGCUGUACGACCAAGAAGCUGAAGAUUCAGAAAAACAAGCAAUCAUCUCGACAGCCGACAUCCCCACAUUGCGUUCCCUGUACCAAUCUCGGCGGCUGUUGCAGCGCGAUCAGAGCUUUGCGCCAAACGAUGCCUAUAACCAGAUGAUCUCGUUCUGUCAUUACGAUCUGACAAGGCUGAGAGUAGAUGCCAUCGUCAAUAAUGCUCCAUCUAACUUCAAGGCCCAACCUGAUCCAAAAUCGUUGCAUUAUGUUAUAUACCAAAGAGGUGGAUCAGGUCUCAGAAAUGAGGCAAGAUCAAAGCCUAGAGUCAAGGCGGGUCAGGUCGAGCUCACUCAUGGACACGAUCUUCCGGCUUCGUGGGUGAUACAUGCUGCAGCGCCAACAUAUACCGGUUCCAAAGGUGUCGGUCAAUUCAACAUUUUGAGCGCGUGCUAUCGUGAGGCUCUGAAAACAGCUGCUACUUACGAACUCAAGACGAUCGCUUUUCCUUGCCUAGGCACUGGAGGUUGCAUGUUUCCGCCACGUGUUGCUGCACGCAUAGCGCUGCAAGAGAUCAGAGAAUAUCUGGACGCACAUCCUGAGCAUCGCCCCGAGCGAAUUAUCUUUUGCGUAAAAGCAGCGAUCGAUGAGAAGGCGUACACAGACUUCUUACCGGUCUUCUUUCCACCUACGCAUGGAGAUCUCGACAGAGCGAGAACAUUGGACUGGUCAGCGAAUCGCGCCGCGUUAUCGGCUCAAAUACUAGAGGCACGUUCACAGCUUCAAAAGGCCUUAACUGACAUGUCCGAUACCUACGUUUUUAGAUCGCAGACUGCUGAGACUAACGCAUGUGCCCAUGAUAUGGGGAGGAUCGAUUUUGCGCUGUUGUCCAUGCGCAACUAUCUUUUGGGAUCAAGGGAGCUUAAGCGGAGUCUUGGAGAUCUCAAUCUACUGUGCUCUGUCAUUUCAACCGCAUGUAGUACCAUAUCGGAGAUCGCAGAACGAGCGAAAGAAGUAGGCUUCACCAAGGAGGAGCAAAAUUUCUGGGACGAAGCCAACACUGGUAUGCAAGCCAGCCAUGGAUUCGAUCUUUCGACUCUCUUCGACUAUUGCUGGAUGUUUGCGAACAGCUUAGAUGGCGUCAUAGGAGGCGAUAGGAAGGAACCGGAUUCGAUGGCAAGAGCACGGCAAGUCUUGGAGAACUACGCUGUCAAACAGAAAAGUCAAGAUGCGAAAGGUAUCCGCGAUCAUUUGGACGAAGUCAUACAUGUGCGCAAAUCCGAAGCACCUAUCUCGAACAAUCGGGAAAUCAUCCAAGUUCAUCAGAUACCUUCCGUUGCGCGGCUCUAUCUACUUGGCGACCUUGAGGCCAAGCCAACGAUGGCGCAACCGUCCACUUCAUUCAACCAUACUGUCUGCUUGCUAAGAGAAGACAUCACCAGACUUGCAGUCGACGUUUUGGUCAACUCUACUGACGUUUCCUUUUCCGGCAUGGGUACCUUGGAUCGCACGGUUUUCAAGAAAGGUGGGCCGGGACUACGUUGGGAAGUCGAAGCUGAGCAGAUCGGACCAUGCAAAGAAGGUGACGUCAAAGUAACUCCUCCUUUCCUCCUACCAGCCAAGCACGUUGUUCAUGUCGUCCCGCCUGGUCAAUUCAGAAAGGAUACCAAGACGAUCUUGAGAGGCAUCUACCGGGAGAUUCUACACACUGCCGUGGAACUGAGGGCGAGAUCCGUCGCGAUACCCAGCAUUGGAACUGGUAUGCUGAAUUAUCCGCGACGUGACUGCGCAUCAUUAGCCAUGGAGGAAGUGAAACGAUUCCUUGAAUCCGCAGAACGGGCUAAUGGUCUCGACAAGAUCAUCUUCGUGGUCUUUUCCUCCAAUGACGAGUUCGUCUACAAGAGCCUUCUGCCGGUCUACUUUCCGCCGCCGAAACGCAGGGUUUCCGAUGCAUCACAACGCGAGGAGCAGACCUCCGCUCAACACCAGGCAGCGAUGACCAUAGAUGACCACAUGCGAAAAGAAGCUGAGCGAGAAGAGAGAAAACACGAGAUACGAGGAAGAUUUGCACAAGAUACCUCACUUCCAGCGUCUGUUCGACAAACUGAUGAGACCCGAGAAGACUCGUCUUCAUCAAACCCAUCUGCUACAAUUCUUCCUGCCUCAUCUGACUUGCGGAAGCUGUCGGAGGUCAAUGAGGAAGUUAGACAGAUGCGUUACCGACAAAUCAUUCAACAGACGCAGAUGUGGACCCACGAGUCCCGCCCCAUGGAUAAAAGCGAAGAACAUGCCUUUUUCCAAUUCGAAUCGCAUGUUGAUGACUGUGAUACGUGUCAUAAUGGAUUGUAUGAGAGGCGCCAUGAACUCUGCCAACAGGGCUACCGUCUUGGAGAAGAUAUAUGGCAGCGUGUGGAAAUGUCUCCACAUGCAAACGUCCAUGCCAGAAGAGAUAGAUACAAAUUGGAGGUACCAGCGGAUCGUUUGCCUAGCUCCAUGCUUUUGCUCUCGACUAUCGCGCAAAGCGCUACGCAAAGCACACAGAUGGAAAGUGGCCUCGGAUAUCCGUUCUUCCAGACAGUCACACCUCGCGAGGCAAAAUCAGAGGACCCAGCUCAUGAAGAUGAGAAUGCAUCACACCAUUUCGCAAUUGAAGCUGAGGGCUCCACUGCGUCAAUUACAGAGCCACCUGCGGUAGUCCAUGCAUCAGUCCUUGCUCCGUUGACAUUGGAGGAUUGGGUGCCCUCCAUUCUCUAUAUCUAUCAGAGCAAGAUCGAGCUAUAUCGUGCAGGUUAUUAUUCUGAAGGCAAUCCGUAUGCGACAAUAGAUCUCGCUGGCGCAAAUUCAUCUUUGACGCGAGGCGCUACAUUGAACUACUCUAAUCAGCAGGCGCAGGCUAGAGCCGCAGACUAUCAGCAAGCGCUGGCGUACCACCACUGGAUGUUGCAGCAUGGCCACCCGAACCACCCACUGCCUUCCCUCCAAAUUUUCCAAGGUCCAGAUGCUUCCGCUGUGCGUCUACCUCCACAUGCAACGUCUUUGUUUGUGGUAAAACGGGGAGAGAUGGAAGGGAAAGGAACACAGGGAGUGAAGUUGACUCGAAUGAUGGAACGAUGGCAUUUUCUCGACGCACUAGAUCCAGCGCUGUUCGACGCUCUUAAACGGCUUGUCAAGCGUAACAACAAGACCCAGAGAGAUCUGGCAACGCUUUGGACAAUCGGAGACGAAACCGACAAAGACUACCUCAAUAAGCGGGACAAGGGCCUGCAGCCUUCCGCUCAUGUCUCGAAAGAUGUCGCGUCCAGCUCAGGCAGUGAACCAGAUGAUAUGAAACCGACUUUAGAAGAGGACAUAGAGUCCGAAAAGAUUCUGGCAUAUCUUUCCCUUGAUCUAAGGACACGAAGUGGCUCCUACAUAGGGCAAACCACCAACAUGAUUGCUGACGCAGCUGAUAUUGAGGUUGGUGUGGUCAACACGGUAUUGCACACCCUUGCUGCACAUGGACGCGUGCACAACACUAUCAAUGACGAUACCUGGGUUAUCUCGGAAGAGGCUAAGGAGCUUCCUCCGAUUGAACAAGAGCCCCAACCACCAGAACCCGAGAUUGAAAUCUUCGACCCCAACAUCUUCAAGCCUCGCCAACAAGAUCGCGACGUCUUACAAGACUGGGAGGACAGGUACUCUGCCGAGCCAGUCUCUCAAGCUGACUUCUUCGCGCCGAAAGAGCUUCUAAGCGAUGAUUACCUAUCCACUUCAGCCAGUCCGCUUACUCUAACUCCAAUUGAUCAAAUAGUAUUAUGCUUGAGUCGUAAAGGCCAAGGGCUAUCUCUUAAGGAUCUUGCCCUCGAACUUCAAGCUCCUUCUUCAAGAAUUCUGACGAUGAUACAUCGAUUAGCACAGGACAGAUACAUCGCCAGUGGACCUGAUGAACACACGUGGAUUCUGACCGACUUGGGCGAGCAAAAGGCAGUCGAGAUACGAGUGAGAGGGGAAAGAGACGCCAUGCGAGACACUGAAAAGUUGACCCCGGAUGAGAAUUCAUCAAGCGACCUAUCCGAACGCGCGCUGUCUUACUUGAAAAGCCUGCCUGGAUUAAUCGAAAACAUAUCGAAUCUCGCAACUACUUUUGAUACCCCAGUCGCAGAGCUUCGACCAGUGCUCGACAAGCUGGAGUCUGAGGGUUUGGUAGAGAACAAGGAUGAUAAGUCCAAUUGGACGGCGACGCUCUCAACAAACAACCAAGCUACUGUUCCAGAUCCAUCGAUGUACACCAGGGAUCUUCGAACAGCUUCACCGCAACCACAACAUACACCGUCGCUGAAUCUCAUCUUACCUACGCCUCCCGGAAGUCCUACGGCUUCUGUGCAUAGUGCAUCACCAGUAGCAGAUUCUGUCGUGGAGACUAGACACAACAACGACGUAUCAAGCAGAGGAAAGUCCAGGGUAAGCUGGGGCGAAAACCAGUUCCAUAACUUUGAUCUCCCAAAUCUACCGUCCUACCGCGAACAGUUCUUUUCUGAUGACGACCUCAAGUCGCGCGAAUCAAAGCAUCCGGCCGACAGUGAGCCUGCUCCAGGAAUUGACCGCGAGCAAGACCUCGCAACAAUCGAUCCGGAACCUAAAUCCCCAAAGGUAGAGGCAGGACAGACACGACUAGAAGAGGAGGCUGAGACCCUCGAUACGAGUAGAGAGAGUAGCUCAAAAGACGAUAGCGGUGCAAAUGAAAGAAAACAGACCGAGCGAGUCGCUGAUGAGGCUCAGAAACAUGUGGCACGUGUUUCGAUCGAGACAAAAGGGUCUAUAGAAGGAUCCAGCUGGAGAGAUGGAACGGGUGCGAAACAAAGGAAACAGACCAGAUCCACUAGAGAAAUAGCAGAAGAUAUUGAAGAAGAUCUGCAAGCAGGUACAGCAAGUAGCUUGAGACGAGCCAGGAUGGCAAAGGAAAAGAAACACAAAAAGUCGAGUAGAGCAUCAGCAGAAGAUAUCGACGAUGAAUUGGAGUGCUACGAUGGGCAGGAGGAAGACUACGUAGAUAAUGAGCAGGAGAAGGUGAAGGGUUAG